Venustampulla echinocandica is the source of this 1851-nucleotide messenger RNA. RefSeq lists its product as uncharacterized. The transcript has 2 exons. Lineage: Eukaryota; Fungi; Ascomycota; Leotiomycetes; Helotiales; Pleuroascaceae. Bases 1 to 1851 code for a protein of 616 amino acids. The record is from RefSeq and is a predicted model, not a curated record.
AUGGAUCAAGAGCCACUCGAAUGUCGCGUUUGCCAGCGCCUUCAGCUGGACUCGAAGCCCCCGGCAAUCGAUCUCCCGAGACUGGAACACCAUUUCGGCCAAUAUGAACCCGAGUUUGAAUUGGAUAGCGCACCGAAAAAGUGCUGUCUCUGGCGAUUAAUUAGAGACCUAUACCUUUCGUGGUCAGGCAAAAAUACACCCAAGGAGUCGGAGUAUAUUUUCACAUGUGCACCACAGUCUCUCCGGAUAUUUGGGAUUGAAGGCAGCUCCGGGGAAGUUGUGGAUCCUGAUCCUCUUAGUCCCGCGACUCUGGCCCGCAUAAGGAGAUGGAUUGACAUAUGUGAUAGCAGCCAUGAACGAUGUCAGAGAGACAGAAAUCCGCUCCUGCCGACCCGAAUCCUAGAUGUCGGCAUUGGCACAUCAGCAUCUCAAGUCGCCAAACUGAUUGUGACAGAUGGCCAGCGGGGUCAAUAUAUUGCUCUCAGUCACUGCUGGGGAACGGCAAACCAGUUCAUGACAACUCAGGCUACCCUGCCUGAUAUGAAAGCAGGCUUCCUGCCAGAGCUUGCAACUGCCACUUUUCGUGAUGCAAUUAUCAUUGCCCGGCAUCUCGGGAUCCGAUAUUUGUGGAUUGACUCACUGUGUAUUAUCCAAGGGGACACGAGCGACUGGCAGAUUCAAUCUUCACAGAUGGGACAAGUUUACCGCAACGCAUACUUGACAAUAUCUGCGUCAAGCGCGUCAGAUGAUGUAGAAGGGUUUCUGACGCCACGGUCCCCCGUGUAUUCUACCUUGGAAGUUGUUUCUCCAUCAGGGAACCGAACACAAAUUCACCUCCGGCCCCCAGGACUUACAGCUACCCCUAUCACCGUUCCCCUGGAUUCUCGCGGCUGGACUCUGCAGGAGGCUUAUCUAUCCUGCAGGCAGCUGAAAUUCCAUAAAAAUAAAAUUCUCUGGGACUGUCAAACCUGCUGCUAUGACGAGGCGUACACCGAUCAAUACAACUUGAAGUAUCAGGUUAUCGUCAACCAGUCUAUUGAUCUCCUUUUCCCAGAUCGUAUCGGCAGGACAUAUUCUUACCACAAGUGGUACGAUAUGAUUGAGGAUUACAGCCGUCGCCAAUUACGCUUUGAUUCAGAUAAAUUACCUGGGGUGUCUGGCCUCGCAAGCAUACUGGCAAAUGAAGAUGGCGCGAGGUACUGUGCCGGAAUUUGGUGGGAAGAUAUAUGGUACGGCAUAUCCUGGGAAGUAGAUAAAGCAGCCUCCAGAAAGCCAGACUGUUUUAUUGCCCCGUCAUGGUCCUGGGCAUCAGUCGUCGGCCCAGUAACAUUUUCCGAUAGGCGAUGGAAUAUAUCCUACGUCCCACCUCAACCGUUAGAUUUAGUCACUUUUCACGAUUGUAUUAUAGAGCACCAAGGGCGUAACGAGCAUGGCGAGAUAAAAAACGGCUGGAUAAGACUCGAUGCCCCUAUUAUUCCUUUACAAUCCACCAGUGGAACUUCGACAACAUCUGGAACGUCGUUCGAGAUUCCGGGGACUGAAAAGGGCGAAGAUAGGCUUCGGAUACGGUUCGACACCCAGGAGGAAAACAAAGACCCUUUGUGGGUUUUAUUCCUCACGCAUGCUCCGGGGACUUGGAAAACAAAACAAUAUUUCGGCAAUAAGGCGGAACUCUCUGGCCUCGUAAUCCGCCCUGUUUGUGAUAUCUCGUCUGACAGAUGCAAAAAAAUAAUAUUACAAACUGGAGACCAUCAGCUCUAUGAGCGAGUUGGGUUUUUCGACAUGACGAUAACUGAGACGGAAGGCGAUUUCCUAUCGGAGGGUUCCGUUGCCGAGAUUGUGUUGAUUUGA